UGCAAACUGUGCAAAUAAGCCAGGCGACUAUUUAAACUCUGCCUUCGAUGCUACCAGAUCAUAAUCCAAUCUAUUCAACUACCAAUAUGAAGUCAACUAUCCUCUUCAGCGGCGUGUGCCUUGUGGUCCUUUGCUUCCUGGGAAGUUCGCAGGCCCAAAACAACACUACAACCACCACCACAACAACUACGACUACUUCGUCUCCGGGUUCAUCGGGUUCGUCGAGCUUCUCAAACUCCUCUCCUGGCAAGAUAGUGAGGGUAUCUGGCCUGACGUACUCGGCUACCCGGAGGAUUCGCAUUGCCACCACCACAGCCAGCAGCACCAGUACUCGCAGUGGCAAGGCCAAGAACCGGAAACUCCGUGCUAAGCGCGCCCAGGCUAAAAACGCUAAAAACGGCAAGGCCAAGCGAGGCAAGGGCAAGAACAACAAGCGCAGGAACAAUGUGCGCGUUGUUAGGGGCUAGAUCGGCCAGGAUCCACCAUCCUACUACUCCUGUCCACCAGAUCAUCCCGUUACUAAUACGACUUUAAGUCAAUGUUUUUAUUUUGAGCUCAUUCUAAACACGAAACACUUAUGUUUACCGACGGGCGAAUUAAAUUAGAUAAAUACGUAAA
Messenger RNA from Drosophila bipectinata, 618 nucleotides. RefSeq lists its product as uncharacterized. NCBI's taxonomy places the organism in Eukaryota, Metazoa, Arthropoda, Insecta, Diptera, Drosophilidae. The record is from RefSeq and is a predicted model, not a curated record.